CUAAUACAAAUAAUGUCGUAGUCGUUUAUUUGAUUUUAUGGUGGUUAAAAGAGAGAACCCAAAAAGUGAUUAUAUCGUCGUUUCUGCAUUAUCAGGAACUGCAGAUUCGACCAGAUCUAUUUCUGUUCCCUCUGCCCUAAAUUAAAAUAAACCCUAGCAAAACAUUACUAUAUUUUGUCAUUAUUAAAAUAUUGAUUGAUGGUUUUGGGUUUGAGCUAAUUUUUUAGUCAAUUAAACCAACUAAAUUGUGUUUGGAGAAGAAGAAGAAACUCAGGGAAACGACAGCCAGCAAUGGGUAUUUGCACUUCCAAACCCUUCAUAGAUCCCAAUGAUUCCAGCAAUGGCUCGCCAACGGAUAGUUCUAUUCCGGUCAAAGACAAUCACAAUACCAGCGAGAAUCAGAGCUGCCAGACGAAUAUAAUAAAGAAUGGGGAAGUUGAGGCCGGCAAGAAGUCACCGUUCUUCCCGUUUUACAGUCCCAGCCCGGCGCAUUACCUAUUCUCUAAGAAGUCACCCGCGAGAUCUCCGGCGAAUGGCCCUAGCUCCAACUCCACGCCGAGGAGAUUUUUCCGUCGACCGUUCCCUCCGCCGUCCCCUGCCAAGCACAUCCGAGCUGUUCUGGCGCGAAGGCAGGGUUCAGUGAAGCCGAAUGGCGCGUCAAUUCCAGAAGGGUCGGAAUCGGAGAGUCGACUGGACAAGAAUUUCGGGUUUUCUAAGCAUUUUGGAACAAAGUAUGAACUCGGAGAGGAGGUCGGCAGAGGGCAUUUUGGGUAUACUUGUAGGGCUAAGUUUAAGAAGGGUGAGCUGAAGGGUCAAGAUGUUGCAGUUAAAGUCAUUCCCAAAGCAAAGAUGACAACUGCCAUAGCCAUUGAAGAUGUUAGAAGGGAGGUGACAAUAUUGAGAGCUUUGACAGGGCAUAACAAUUUAGUACAGUUUUAUGAUGCAUACGAAGACAGCGAGAAUGUCUACAUAAUAAUGGAGCUUUGUGAAGGAGGGGAGCUCUUGGAUAGAAUAUUGGCAAGAGGUGGAAAAUACACAGAAGAUGAUGCAAAGGCCGUGUUGAUACAGAUAUUAAAUGUCGUGGCAUUUUGCCAUUUGCAAGGUGUGGUGCACAGGGACCUCAAGCCUGAGAAUUUUUUAUUCACGUCCAAGGAUGAAAAUGCAGUGCUGAAAGCCAUAGAUUUUGGAUUGUCUGAUUUUGUAAAGCCAGAUGAAAGGCUGAAUGAUAUUGUUGGGAGCGCCUAUUACGUAGCCCCUGAAGUUCUACAUAGAUCUUACAGUACGGAGGCCGAUGUUUGGAGUAUCGGGGUGAUAGCAUAUAUUCUAAUGUGUGGCAGUCGUCCAUUUUGGGCUCGGACUGAAUCCGGAAUCUUUCGGGCCGUUCUAAAAGCUGAUCCAAGUUUUGAAGAACAGCCGUGGCCCACCCUUUCUUAUGAGGCAAAAGACUUUGUCAAACGUUUGUUAAAUAAGGAUCCACGGAAAAGAAUGACCGCUGCUCAAGCCUUGUGUCAUCCAUGGAUAAAAAACAGUAAUGAAGCAAAAGUCCCAUUGGAUAUACUAAUAUUCAAACUCAUGAAGGCUUAUAUGCGAUCGUCUGCGUUGAGGAAAGCUGCUUUGCGGGCUCUAUCCAAGACAUUGACUGUCGAUGAGCUUUUUUAUUUGAGGGAGCAGUUUUCUCUGCUGGAGCCUAACAACAAUGGCACCAUAAGUUUGGAAAAUGUUAAAAUGGCAUUAAUGAAGAAUGCAACAGAUGCCAUGAAAGAGUCGCGUAUCCAUGAUUUUCUUCCAUCGCUCAAUGCACUACAGUAUAGGAGGAUGGAUUUUGAGGAAUUCUGCGCAGCUGCAUUGAGUGUGAAUCAACUUGAGGCUCUUGAUCGUUGGGAACAACAUGCCCGAUGUGCCUAUGAAAUCUUCGAAAAGGAGGGGAAUAGGGCAAUCAUCAUUGAAGAGUUAGCUUCGGAACUUGGACUUGGCCCUUCUGUUCCAUUGCAUGCCGUUCUCCAUGACUGGAUCAGGCACACUGAUGGAAAGCUGAGCUUCCUUGGGUUCGUAAAAUUGCUACGUGGUGUGUCGAGUCGAAUACCUCCAAAAGUUCAAUGACACUAAAUAUGGUGGGCUUAUUCACAGUAUAUCAGCAGAUAGAGAGAUAUAGAGUGUGACAUUCAGAAGUUAUCAAACAUUUAUCUGGAGCAGGGGGCACUCACGAGUCACCACCAAGAUGAUGAAAAUGGUCGAGGGUGUAAGUAGACGGUUCUCCACACCAUUAUUCCACUGGAACAAUAAGAGAAGAAUAUGAAGUUGCCGUGGUCGCUUUACCUGGUUUAAUUUGUGUGCUAGUAUUCCUUGGCUGGUUAUUGUUCUAACAAAAAGUUAUCUAUUUGGAGUGCCCUUUCUUCAUCAAUUGUUUGUCUCAUUGUAAUCUUAUCUUCCUAGUGCUUUUGUGUUGGUUCUCAUUUCUCAACCUCCCCAUACAAUGUGAGUCUGUACUCGAUUGUCUCGUCUGCUUGCAAAAACAAACAUGGGUAAUGUAACCUUUUGGAACAAGUGAUGUGAGAUGGUUGUAUAGUGGUGUAUAUGUCAUAGGGCCUCGGGCCUCAGGCCUCCUCUGCCAUGGACUUAGGCCUGUCAAUGGGCCAAUUCUAGACCCG
Cuscuta epithymum is the source of this 2648-nucleotide messenger RNA. NCBI's taxonomy places the organism in Eukaryota, Viridiplantae, Streptophyta, Magnoliopsida, Solanales, Convolvulaceae. The record is from the annotation of a GenBank genome assembly.